AUGCUGGGCUGGGUUCUUAGACGAGGGUUGGAGGGCGCGUCUGGUGGAAACAGAGCAAACGCAGGUAAGGAGAUCCCGCGCAACGUUCUAGUUGCCUUUCACGACUUUUCUAACCUUGUGACAGACGACACGACGCAGAUUGAACAACCAGACACACCCGCACCCAUCUUUGCUGCCCGCGCGCUGAAAAGUGCCAUCUUUGGAACACCCGCGCGACCAGACGACGACAACACCGCGAACAUGGCGCAUCGCAAAGACGCAGACGAUUCCGACGCUGAAUCCCGAACGCCAUUAAGACCACAGGGAAUCCUCCUCACUCCUGGGACCGGAACUUCUCGGCGGAAGCGCGUUUCGUUCGGGCACGACGUGUUGGAUAACAAGAGAGUCGACAACAAGAAGGGCAAGGGAAGAGAUACCGACGAACGACCAGGAAAAUUCCCCGACAGCUUCGCCGACUCAAGCAGCGACUCUGCAAGCAAGCGCACCAAGUUGACGGAGGCGAUGGAGAACUCUCGACGCAACAAGGGCACUGCGAGCUCGCGCGAGAGGAGCCAGACACGCGCCAACGCAACGAGGGGGGACGAUGCGGAGGACGAAUGGGAAGAAGCCGACGAUGACCAGUGCACGCAAGACGUUACGAUUGACCUUAAUGAGCCUCAUUCGCGAUCGGGCAAGUAUUGGAAGUCGGAAUUCGAACAGUAUCACCGGGACGCUAAAACCGAGAUGGAGAAACUGCUCAAGUACAAGCAACUAGCGAAAUCAUACGCCAAAAUGAAGGAUGCCGAAGCCAUUGACCUGAACGCAAAGCUCAAGGAGGAGCAAGAGAAAGCCGCGCAGAUGGAGAAGAAGAUUUCCGAAAUGGCAGCGCAAAUCGCUUCGAAUCGCACCAGUGGCGAGGAAAGGGACAACCCUCAGUUGAUGAAGGACUUGGCUAAGCAGACCGCGGUCGCUGUCGAGUAUAGAACACAAGUGAAGGAGCUGGCAGCAUUACUGGAUAACCGCGACGGAGACGAUGACGAAGGAGAUGCGCGAAGUAGACGCCGAAGGCAGGCCGCCUCUCCACGAACCCACAAGACGUUGCUUGAAACGCAACGCGAGUUGAGAAAGGCGAGGGCACAAGUCAAAGAGAACGGUCAGCUGCGAGAGGAAGUUGAGCGGUUGAAGUCCGACCUUCUCUUUGCCGAGCAGCGAGCGAACAAACUCGCCGAGGAGAACAAGCGACUUGCCGAACAACAGCCCCUGCAGAACAAGGAGGCGGCCUCGUCGAGCAAACUAGUGGAAGAACUGAAGGAGGCAGCCCGACAGAAGGAUGAAGAGCUGCGCAAGCUCAAAUCUGACUUUGAGACCUACCGGACGGAUGCGGAAGCCACGCAAGAAGAUACCCGGCGCAUCCUAGAGAAAGCAACCGAGAAGAUCAACGACCUGAAGAGAGAGAUCAAGACGCUCAGGGCGGGUUCAGCUGAGGCGCCCAAAUCUAGAGCUGCAGCCACCUCUACGGCAGACCGCGAGCCUGUUACGAGGGAACAUCGUACUCAGGACAACGACCGCCUCGCUACGAUAAGCAAGACACGGAAGUCCUCGGCUGAUACCGGCCGACGAAGCCUCGACCUCGUGGAAUCGCUCGGCAAGAAGCUCAAUGAGACAAAGUCCCAAAAUCUUCGGGACAAGUAUCAGCAAGACGCAGACGCCGAGUCUCUUAGUUCGGGAGAGGACGAGCCUGUAAAGGAGCCCCCAAGGCGUCCCCAAUCCGAAAUCUUCUCAAGCCGCGUCAACUUGGACAAGCCUAAGUGGCGGCCGUUCAUCCCAAGAUCACCUCGCAACAGAGAAUACCUAGGUCCCGAUCUAAACGAACGGAUCGUGACUUCGAGCGAGAUCCCCUCGGGAACUACACCGGCACCGCGGCACAGAUUCACCAGCAAAGAGAACAACCCUCCCAUCGACUUAUUGCAGGACCGGUUCGCUCGACUUGGCGGCCCGGACAUCGAUGCUAGCACCAUGAUGGCGGCGAAUAUGUCAAGGAGCACCCUGCCUCCUGAAAGGCGGGCUGCAGCAAUCGCACGAAUAGAACAGAGGAAGGCCGACAAGAGGCGCGCAGGGUCAGGCCAGAGCAACAACAACAAGGAGAACAUGCGACCUCAGCGGUGA
This is a messenger RNA of Colletotrichum spaethianum, 2145 nucleotides long. RefSeq lists its product as uncharacterized. Lineage: Eukaryota; Fungi; Ascomycota; Sordariomycetes; Glomerellales; Glomerellaceae. The transcript has a single exon. Bases 1 to 2145 code for a protein of 714 amino acids. The record is from RefSeq and is a predicted model, not a curated record.